This is a messenger RNA of Mytilus californianus (California mussel), 3976 nucleotides long. RefSeq names its product nuclear factor 7, brain-like. Gene Ontology annotation, molecular function: zinc ion binding. Bases 94 to 1164 code for a protein of 356 amino acids. Lineage: Eukaryota; Metazoa; Mollusca; Bivalvia; Mytilida; Mytilidae. The transcript has 2 exons. The record is from RefSeq and is a predicted model, not a curated record.
CAAUCAUGUGACUGUGACGACAAUUUGUUGAUAUUUCAUUUACAAUCCCUGGUCUAGCAGAUGAGAAACUAAACUGCAAGUUUAGCGCAAGAUAUGGCUACAAGUGGACGACAGUUCUGUGACAUUUGCAUCAGUCAGCACAUUACCACGCCCGCCAACGUGUGGUGUCCUGAGUGUGAAGAGAAUUUUUGCGAUAAAUGCAAAAUACACCAUGAUGUAGCAAAGGCAACAAAGAAGCAUGAAACAAUUGGCAUUGAAAAUAUUCUUAAACUUCCGAAAUUUGUCCAAGAAAUUAAAACUAACUGUGUAGAACAUGACGAAAGAUUUGUUUUAUUCUGUGGCGAUCAUGAAGUACCUUGUUGUGCCGAAUGUUUAUACAAUACACACAAAAGUUGCCGCAAGUUAACCCCAGUAAAAAACAUUGUUAAGAAUAUAAAGGAUUCUUCUGCUUUUGUUGAUCUUGAAGUAUCUUUGGCAGAUUUAUUAGCAAAUAUAGAAAAAUAUAUUGAUGAUCGUAGUGCGAAUCUGCAGGAGCUAGUGAAACAAAAAGCACAGUGUGAAGAAGAAAUCAAGACUGCUAGGGAAACUAUCAACUCUUAUAUCGAUUCCUUAGAACGUGAUCUUACAAAUAAAUUGCAUCAAGCUUUUGUUGCAAAAGAUCGUCAGAUAAGACAGGUGCUGACUGAUCUCGAAGCGCGCAAAAUUACGGUUGAUGAAAUGCAAGAAAAUGUUAACAGUAUUAAAACUAUUGCAUCAAAUUUCCAGACUUUUAUAGCUAUACGUGAACUAGAACAAUGGGCACAUAAGAAAGAAACAGAUUUGCAACAUUUGUUUGAAAAUGAGUCGUUCAACUGGACCGAGGUGUCAGUUGUUCUAAUAAAUAUCCAAUCAAUAAAAAAUAGUUUCACUACUAUUGAUAAUAUUGAUGGCAAACAAUUGCCGACUAAAACACUGCUGAAAGUACGAAAAACUCGCGAAGCACAGUUAAUGGGUGCAGGAUGUAUAUCUGCAAAAAUAGAUAUGAUAAUUUUGAAAGAAAAAAUCAAGGUGGAUUUACCCAAAAAAGAUAAAAACCACGAAAUUUUGGAUUGUGGAAUAUUUAAUAAUGGCGACCUGUUGUUCUCCGAUCGAAAAAAACAAAUGCUUAUUGAUGCACUAUCCUAAUGGUAACUUAAAACGGACAUAUGAUGUACCCUUUAUACCUAUAAGAUUCACUAUAAUCGACGAAAAGAACAUAGCCAUGACAACUGAUUACAAAGUCAAUGUACUCGAAUUAAGAAGUGGGGAAGUGACUAAAACAUUCAAGCAGGAUACAAGAAUAGGAUCCAUUGCUGUAUGUUGUGAUAACAAAUUAAUAGUUGAACAUGUAGGAAAAGGAUUUGCAAUUGUAGAUCUUUCAGAAGAAACAGAUAAAUCUAUUUCUAUUGAACUUUCAGAAAGAUGGUACCAUUCGAUGGUUUGUAUCAGCGAGAAACUGUAUUAUGUUGAUAGGCUAAAUAAUAAAGUCUGUUGUCGGGAUAUUCAAGGCAACAACUUAUGGGAAUUUCAGAAUGAUGGCAUGAAUUUACCAUAUGGAGUUACAUCAGAUGGUUCAAAUAUUCUCUUUGUUUGUGGCUUUCACUCAAAAAAUGUGUUUGCGGUUUCAUCCGAUGGAAAGUUAUUCAAGGAAAUAAUUAAACCAUUUGACAAACUCAGUCUAGCUGCAGCGAUCCACUAUAAUGUCAAUCGGAGAGAGCUACUUAUUGUCACGUUGACAGGAAAUGUAUUUCUUUAUGAAGUUGCGUACAAUAAAUGAACACUAAAUAUAAGCCCAUGACGAAAAAUCUUAUAGAACGAUUAUCUUUCCCCCGUACAUUAUUAUACAAAGAUGUAAUUUAUUUUAAGAAUACUUUAGUGCUAAGUCAGUCUUUAUAUAUGUCAUAAUGAUAUGUGAUGUAAAUUCGAUCAGAUUUCGUGGAUUGAUCACCUUCAAGAACGCUAAGAUCGGUAAGACGUUUAACAGAUGACCCAUUGUCCUACAUUUCUCCCUUUCAUCGGUCAAUAGUGUUUCAAUUGUACGUUUCAAACUGUCAGCAACCAUGGUCGCUUUUACUUAAACUAGAACAAAGUGGUAACGUUAUUUACAAAAAAGUCCUUCAGAAUUAUGGUUGCAUGACCAUUAACUUUGACCGAAAAAAAUAAUUAGAUAAAGUUCUUUUACAUCGACAAAACUUAAUACUGUUGUUUUAGCUCGUAAACUUUGGUUCACUAUUUUAUUAGGUUACGGAAUACAAAUAUUUUGACUUCGAGCUUCACUGAUGAGACAUUAUUUGUCGCAAUGUGCGGUAAAGUUAGAAUCGUAAAUUGUUUUAAAUGUUUAUCAAUGACACAUAUAAAUGAGUCACAAGUCAGACGCGUACAAGUAACCAGAAAAGCGCUUUAAACGUACCAAAAUUUAAAAAGCGUUUUUUUUUUUUUUAUUUUCAAGCACUGGGUCGAUCCCGCUGUUGGUGGACAUGGAUUGCCUGUCCCGCGUUGAAUUAUAAGUUUAUUAUUCAGUGCUUCCAAAAUUACAUGAUUUAUACAAUUCCUUUCUUAAAAUCGUCUUUGAAAAUGGAUCCUGUAUGUGAAAUAAAUUCAAGUGCGGAAACUGACUGGUGUAAUUGUAUUAUAGCUUUAGAAAAAUGUAAAUGUAUCAGUUUUCAAAAUUGAAUGAAAUGGUUCUUAUUUUAUUACAGCUAAAAUGGUUUAACACUUCGUCAAACAAAAAAUAAUUUUUAUAGUGAUAUAUUUGGUAUAUGGGAUCCUUGCAAGGUCUACAGGUCCGUAGGUCCGUCAGACAGUUUUCACCUGACUUCGAUCUCAUUUCAUGGAUCAGUGAUCAAAGGGUAAGUUGUCGUGGUCACUUGCGGACAUGCAUGUAUCUCAGAUACUGCAAUAGGCCAACAAUAUUGUGUGUGUGGAAUGAUUGUAAGGUGUACAUGUCAGACUGGCAAGUUUCAUCUGACCUUGACUCGUUUUAAAGUAAUAGUACAACACUAUAUUCAGUGUGUAGUAUGAAAUUUAAUCAUGAUAUGUAUAAAAAGAGAGACGCUUUAGCGUGUGCACGUAUUUUGGGUGGUUUUGAAUUGUAAAAUUUGUCCCAGAAAUACGCUUCGAACGAUCGAUACCACCGCCAUAGCAGUCUUAUUCCCUGGUUUGGCAUUUGCCAAGAUUUCAAACAUAUAGUAGGGAUUCACGCCGCAUAUAUUGGUUAGUUAAUGCUAUCAACCAUAGGUCAUUCAGAUUCUUUCCUCGGAUUCACGAAACUCGCAAUGCCUCUAUUUUUUUUUGGGGUUGAAUAUAUUAAGACAGGAACUAUAUAUUACAACUUUGACACGUUACUGUACACACAGCCUGCUACUGUCAGUCAGGGGUACUACGUGUACAAGUAAUCUUUAUUUACUUGAAGAAGUAAAAAAAAAAUACUUGUAUAAGUUAAUUAUAAUGUUUGAAUAAUCUCCCCUUAAUUUUCUCAAAAAUUUACUUGUAUUAAUAAAUUUUUUUUACAAUCCCACUAAAAUUCUCAAUUUUUGAGAUGUAAAAACAUACCUUUAAUGAUUUUUCCCAGGUUAGCUCAUAAUUUUUUAUUAGAGUUCAAUGUUCAUCUCAUUAAUUCAACAAAGAAACUGAUUGAGCAAAGAUCUUUUAAGUAUUUGCGCAAGGCCUUCAAAAAUUGCCCCUUGGGGGCUUGUAAAUGAGCAAUGUUCUGAAAAUAACAGACAAACGAGAUUUUCAUUGUCCAUGAAAAUACACUUAAAUGGUUAGUAAAGACAUCUGCAAAGAACAGACAAUUCAAAAUUCUAUUAGAGCAAAGAAGUCCUAAGAAUUCAAGAAAAGAAGAUAGGAUGACUUUCUUACUUAUAUAAGUGAAAAAAAUCUGAAUGUCUAAGGGACAUAACUAUGCCCAAAAAUUAUUUACCUAUACAAGUAAAUAAACUACACUUGUAUAAGUAUC